This is a messenger RNA of Aspergillus ochraceoroseus IBT 24754, 1224 nucleotides long. Its product is annotated as formyltetrahydrofolate deformylase. Gene Ontology annotation, biological process: 'de novo' IMP biosynthetic process. NCBI's taxonomy places the organism in Eukaryota, Fungi, Ascomycota, Eurotiomycetes, Eurotiales, Aspergillaceae. Gene Ontology annotation, molecular function: formyltetrahydrofolate deformylase activity. The transcript is spliced from 2 exons. The record is from RefSeq and is a predicted model, not a curated record. Bases 77 to 943 code for a protein of 288 amino acids.
UCAUCACAUUUUCUCCCUCUGCUUCUUGCAAUUGCAUCAUAUUAAGCAUUCAACAUCAAGCCAAGUCUUCUUCAACAUGAGCUUCAUUCUUACCCUGUCGUGCCCGGACCGACCAGGCAUUGUUAACGCCGUCACAGCCUUCCUGGUGCAGCACAACCUGAAUAUCAUCGACUCUUCGCAAUUCGGUGACUCAACCUCGCAGCGUUUCUUCAUGCGCAUGCAUUUCGGCGCCGCUGCCACCGAUGCCGGCAGCGAUGGUGCGCCCGAUAUCCAGACCCUCCGCAAGGCCUUUGAGCCUACCGCCGCCGCCCACUCGAUGGAAUUCCAGCUCGUCCCAGCGGACCACAAGCCCCGCGUGCUGAUCAUGGUGUCCAAGAUUGGGCACUGUCUGAACGACCUCCUUUUCCGUCAGUCGACCGGCCAGCUCUCCGUCGACAUUCCCCUGAUUGUGUCCAACCAUCCGGACUUUGCGCCGCUCGCCGCGACGUAUAAGGUGCCCUUCAUGCACCUGCCCGUGAAUGCGGAGACCAAGCCUCAGCAGGAGGCGCGCAUCAUAGAACUCGUCAAGGAGUAUGACAUCGAGCUGGUGGUUUUGGCACGAUACAUGCAGGUCCUGUCACCCACGCUGUGUGAGGCGAUGUCCGGACGCAUCAUCAACAUCCACCACAGUUUCUUGCCUUCGUUCAAGGGCGCCCGACCCUAUCACCAGGCAUAUGAUCGUGGUGUGAAGAUUAUCGGAGCCACUGCGCACUUUGUCACAAGCGAUUUGGAUGAGGGUCCGAUUAUCGAGCAGAGUGUUGUUCGUGUGAACCACGCGCUGAGCCCUAAGGAAUUAACCCAUGCUGGAAGCAACGUGGAGAGCAAUGUGUUGGCAACUGCCGUCAAGUAUGUCACUGAGCGGAGGGUGUUGUUGAAUGGACACAAGACCGUGGUCUUCAACUGAUGAACAUUUUAUGAUGAAUUGAUUGCUUGAUGGCUAUGUACUGCUAUCUUUUCUCGACGUGAUAUACUGUACAAGAGAAAAAAAAAAAAGCAAAAUUGCAUAGCUUUAAUUAUAUUUGGAUUUCCGCAUGGAAUGGGUGGUAGUCCUCUUCGCCGGCCCAUUGUGCCUGGUGCAAAGAUUCGUCCAUCUGCGAUGCAUCCAUCCCGGCGAUGAUAUCCUCGUCGGUUGCGAGAACUUCAAGUCCAGGAACACAAUCCACUAGCGCAUAGAGGACGUAACUG